AUUUGAUUUAAUUUAUUGUGUUUUAUUGUUUUGGUGUAUGAAUGAUUAUUAAUUCAUCGCGUCGCUGAUUCCGCGUUGUGUGCGAAUGUUUUCAUACCUAAAUAUUUCGAACAAUUUGAGCUGAUUUUAUAAAAUUAUAUGUAAACGGAAGGGGUGAAUACUAUUAUCCAGAAUCUUCUAUCUGGUAGAGUUGAAACUGAGAAAAAUCUCGUUUCAUUUGGAAAUCUUCCUUACUGUGUUUAUAGGGUGGCACAUGUGACUAUGAAUACUAAUGCUUGAGAAUGUUUAAGAACACUUUCCAAUCUGGAUUUCUCUCCAUCUUAUACAGCCUUGGGAGCAAACCUUUGCAGAUAUGGGACAAAGAAGUUGUGAAUGGACAUAUAAAGCGACCACAGGAUGAAGACAUACAAUCAAAUGUGCUGGAAAUAGUUGGAUCAAAUAUUCAGUCGACAUACAUUACAUGCCCAGCUGACCCAGCUGCAACACUUGGCAUAAAACUUCCAUUCCUUGUUAUGAUUGUGAAGAAUCUAAAGAAGUAUUUCACUUUUGAGAUUCAAAUUUUGGACGAUAAGAAUGUCAGAAGACGAUUUCGAGCAUCUAAUUUCCAAGCUGUCACUAGAGUUAAGCCAUACAUUUGCACCAUGCCGCUUAGAAUGGAUGAUGGGUGGAAUCAAAUCCAGUUGAACUUAGCGGACUUCACGAAGAGAGCAUAUGGCACAAAUUAUAUGGAGACGCUGCGGGUUCAAGUGCAUGCAAACUGUCGCCUGAGAAGGAUAUAUUUCUCCGAUCGCUUGUAUUCUGAAGAGGAACUACCACCAGAAUUCAAAUUGUACCUUCCGAUGCAGAAAGCAUGAACAAGUCAUAGCAUGAGGAAUUCAGAGCCUGAAGGCGGUCGAGCGAUGGAUUUUUUUUUUGGAACACUAUAAUUGCUCUAUUUUUCCCCUCUUUGUCAGAAAUUAAGCUGUAGUUUGGUUCUGAUGUAUGGUGAUUUAUGCUUAUAUGUGAUAGUAUCUUGCUAAGAACACAAUGAUGAAUGAGAUGCAAUCCGAUUGCAUGAAUAAUGUACAUUACAUGGUUAUAUGAAAGCUGGCUCUGUAUGCUUUUCUAA
Messenger RNA from Arachis ipaensis, 1108 nucleotides. The record is from RefSeq and is a predicted model, not a curated record. NCBI's taxonomy places the organism in Eukaryota, Viridiplantae, Streptophyta, Magnoliopsida, Fabales, Fabaceae.